Molecule: messenger RNA, 763 nt
Organism: Saccostrea echinata
Lineage: Eukaryota; Metazoa; Mollusca; Bivalvia; Ostreida; Ostreidae
Product: glutaredoxin-1-like
Exons: 2
Coding region: 57-374 (105 amino acids)
Source: RefSeq, a predicted model, not a curated record
CACCAUUAUUGUUGUUAAGGAAGCUUUCUGACUUUCGUGAAAGAAACUGAAUUGAAAUGGCAGGAGCAAAAAUAUUUGUAGACAAAAAACUUGCUCAGGGCAACAUUGUUGUGUUUUCAAAGUCAUUCUCUCCCGAGUGUAAGCUGAUAAAGAAAGUUCUCGCCGAGUACAAUCUGAAGAACCUGUUGUAUGUAGACAUCGAAAGUAGACAGGACUGUACGCAGUUAGAAAAUUAUCUACAGAUUCUGUGUCAGACGGACGCUAGAUCGGUGCCACAACUGUUUAUUGGUACAAAAUACAUAGGAGGCGAAAAGGAAUUGAUACUAAUGCACGAGUCUGGAAAGCUUAAAAAAGUGUUUGAAGAAAACAAGUGAUAUUUACGAGAAUCUAGUCUAAAUGUUGUUGACUUUGACCUAUUUUAUGUGAACUGGGCGGCGAUUUUUUCGCUGUUAAAAUAUACUUUAUUGAACGUUUUGAAUCUCUCAAUGUAUAUUUCUAAUUUAACCUAUAUUGUUUAUGUUUAAAAUGACCAUUCAUUUAAAGGUUCUUAUUUUUUAAAAUAAAAUUUAUUGAUAAUAAUGUGCAGCACAUGAGAGUACAAGACGUCUACUUUACAAUUGUGUGAGAAGGUAUCUUUGCUUCUAAGUAAUAUUUAAAUAUACAUAUUUAAAGAAGUUAUGAAGCUUUUGCUCUGUUUUGAUAAGAUUUGAUCCAUUGAAAGGGGAUGGGUUUUUUUGGGCUAACCUUACUGAGAGAAGAGUUG